This is a messenger RNA of Monascus purpureus, 1116 nucleotides long. NCBI's taxonomy places the organism in Eukaryota, Fungi, Ascomycota, Eurotiomycetes, Eurotiales, Aspergillaceae. The record is from the annotation of a GenBank genome assembly.
AUGUCAGCACUUUCGACAGGGAGCACUCAAUUAGAGUCUGAACUGCCCCUGGGGGACGGGGACGGUGCGUUCGCUUAUUCGGAGAAUACGUCGCAAGGCUAUGUUGCCGCGGACUUCUCCAAGUAUUCAGAUGGAAUUUAUGGAACGCCUACCUUUGAGGACAUUCCGGGACUUUUUUUUGUCUCCAUCAACAGAGACCCCUUUGAUGUUGGAGAUGCGUAUCAAAUUUCGUCACUGGCUGCGCUUCAACCGGACGAUAACAUUCUUUCAGAGUUAACCCAUACACAGUUAAGCAGUGGAUCAGCACAGUUUCUUGAUAGAGAUCCACUAGAUCCUUUAAACAGUGAAAAUCUUCCUAAUUUCAGAUCACCAUUUCAUCCUGGAAUGGCUGAAGUCCCAGCCAACUACCGCAACAUCGUGGCAUAUGGAGUUGUCAUAUCUAAAUUGCCAUCUCAUCCUAGUGCGGAUAAUCUGAUCGAGUUUACACGAAAUUAUCCACAGCGCAUGCUGGAUAUCGAAUACUGGCCGCCGUUUAUCCACAGUAGACUCUACCGCUGUUCUGCUGGAGGCGUAUCUGAGCCUGUGGCCAUUGCACUCUGCUGUCUUUCUGCGCGAUUGAACGGGUUCGAGAGCAGUGUCCAGUUCCUCAAUAAUAUGAUUGACAACGAGCGGGCUCGUUUACUGGACAGCUUUAUGACCCGGAAAAUGUGCAGAGAUUACCAGCCGUUCCUGUUUAAUCAUCACGACAAAGCGGACUGGGAGACCUGGCAACUAGCAGAAACUCUGCGACGGACCGUUCACUUGGUCAAUGUGAUCAACAAGCUAUCGCAGUUGAUAAAAAGUGCGGCUUCGAAUUUCUACGAGCCACUUGACGAUGAUCUCGUGUUUAAUAUUGCUCUGCCUGCUCCCGAUGUCCUUUGGAAGGCCCGUACUGCCGAGGAGUUCGAAAAGGCAAAGCUAGAGAUAGCAAGCAGUUCCAUUCUGCAAAUACCUCGCACGCUGUUGCAGCGAUCAGGGGCUUCCUUAGAGAGUAUCUGGCCGGACAAGUCAGGCAUGGAUGGGUCUAUCGAGUUAUCCCGUCUGAUUAUGGCGUGCAUGAUGCUGGAUGGGCGUUAA